AGGCGGAAUUGGUGAGCACUGGAAGUUUCAGACUGUGGAUGAGAGGUGGACUAUGAACAAGUUCAACAAUUUAGUCUUUCCGCGUGGUUCCAAGACCUAUGCAGAGUAUGGUGUACUACUUAUAAGAAAGCCGAAUAGAGUUUUGCAAUGCCAGGGUGCUCAAAGUAACACAGGACUCGUAUUCAGUCGUGCUGGUAGUUGAGCCUGAAACUGCUUACUAAAGGCAGGGUUGGAACCCGUUACAUAAAACACGUUUUGGGGGGAAAAUUGCGGCUUGGAAACUGGAAACCAUCUCUGCUGACAGAACUGAUCCACAGAGCAGAGGGACUUUCAAAGGAACUUUUGUCCUUCGUGUAGCAACAGCACAUACCAGGCUGUUUACAGCCUUCCUCCCCUUCUCAAGACUGAUAGAGAUAAGUCUGGGGGAAAAAGACAAACUUAGCAUAGCUACAGUUACCAGAGCUCACAUUUAUAUUUAAAACAGACACUGAUAGUUUGCUGACCGCUUGAUCUCAACAAACUGAACUAUGAUAGAGCAUAGAAGCAACUCGGAGAGCACUGAGACUAUGCUGGUGGGGGACUCAACCGAUUCCGGAGAUACGGACCAGGAGUUGGCUGCUUCCCCGACUCCCGGCUCCCCGGCAUCCGCUGGAGAUAAACUGGACGCCGCCUGGUGCAAAACCCCCACCGGCCACAUCAAGAGACCAAUGAACGCGUUCAUGGUCUGGUCGCAGAUUGAGAGGCGUAAAAUCAUGGAACAGUCGCCGGACAUGCACAACGCCGAGAUCUCCAAGAGACUGGGUAAACGUUGGAAGCUCCUGAAAGACAGCGACAAGAUCCCCUUUAUUCGAGAGGCGGAGCGUCUCCGACUGAAGCACAUGGCUGACUAUCCGGACUACAAGUACCGGCCGAGAAAGAAAGUGAAGUCGAGCGGCUCCAAGCCUGGUGAGAAGGGAGAGAAAAGUGGUAGCAGCGCCGGACCUAAAACCUCAUUGAAAAAAAACGGCGGGACGAAAUCGUACAGCAAAACGCAGAAGGUGGUUCCGGGGAGCGCAAAAUCUGCUCUCUCUGAACAGGUCUCGAAUGCUGUCCCUACCGAUCAUCAUUCGCUAUACAAAUCCAGAUCUGUCUCGGCUGCAAAGCAAAUCCCAGACAAGAAAACGAAGCGGGUUUAUGUUUUCGGGGGGAACAACCACAGCGUUAGUCCAUCUUCAGCAGCUGUUCCUGCCAGUCCCACCCUGAGCAGCUCUGCAGAGUCCAGCGACCCUCUAAGCUUUUACGAGGACGGGGCGGUAAGUGGCAAGGCAGGCGCUGAGUCUCCUGGCGCGUCAUCAGACCGCUUCAGGUACUCCAGUAUGCGGGCAUCUUCUCCGACACCCUCCGCUUCGCUCUCGUCAUCUUCGCAGUCUUCUUCAUCGGACGAGGAGUUCGAAGACGAGUUACUAGACCUUAAUCCCAGCCCCGGUUUUGAUAGCAUGUCGCUGGGGAGUAUCAGCUCAUCGGUUUUGGACAGAGACUUGGAUUUUAAUUUUGAGUCAGGCUCGGGGUCUCACUUCGAGUUCCCCGACUACUGCACUCCCGAGGUGAGCGAAAUGAUUUCAGGGGACUGGUUGGAGUCGACUAUUUCCAACUUGGUAUUCACUUACUGAAUGACACGUAUGCCUUGUACAAGAGGAAUAACUACCUUUACUCUAAAUAAAGGGAUUCUUUAAAGGUGAGUUUGAUAGAUUGGUCCCGAUUGAGAAAGUGGGACAAGACGCGCCAAUGAACUAAGCGAACGCUUAUGUUUCACUCCAGUGACCAAGGACUGUGGGUAGCGGCUGGAAAGAAAGCAGAAGAAAUUGCUUUGCUUGCCCAUUUGGCAGGAGAAGAGAGGGAGAUGUCAUUGAACUCUGAUUAGAAAGGACUGUGAUAUUGUUAAAACGGUCAGAACGAGAAAAGAUUGCUUUGCACGUAAAUUAAGGCAGACUUAGGUCAGAUCCUUUAAUCAAUGUAACUUAAAAGGAACAUUUUAAGAACUUUUUUUGAAUAGCCAAGUGAACUACAUUGAGGUACAGAAAUGUGCCAAAUUACGCUGUUUUCCGGCGUAAUAGAUUUAUUGAUCAGGUUCGUUGGCUUAAAAUAAUUUUGAACAGACAUGAGCGCUUUACUUCUCUCGGUGAGAUUUCAAUAAGGCUGUUGAACAGUAAAAACAAACAAACAAAAACAACAAGGGGUAGGUGUAUUUAAAAGGAAUGAACGCGCGAUGGCUAAUUCAUAGAAUGGCGACGAUCACCAGCUUUUUUCAUCCUUCAGGAUUCAAACGCAACUCAAAUCUGUGUUGAACUUUAUACACUUCAAUUCAGGACCAAAAUUCUUAAGGGUUACUUUUCCAUCCUCGUGUUUUCUUCUUUGUACCAUGUAUCUAGAUGACAUUUUUAUAUGGAUGUAUUUAUACUGGCCAAGCAUUUUUACUGUAAUUUUUGUUGACGUAGAUCUUGUUGUGUAUAACUGCACCGUCUGUUUCCUUCACUGAAGGGCUAGUUUGACCUUUUUUUAUUUAAAAGUAGACUUCGGACACUUAAAAGAGAUUAAACGUUUCGUUAUUUUCUAAGUGUAUUUUUGUACAAAAAUAUAAAGGGGGUGUCAAUCGGUGUAUAUCGCUGUUUGGAUUUCCUAUUUUUAAGACCAGGGGGCUGGUUAUGUCAGAAUCGGCCUCCUAUCCAUGUUUACAGUAUCAAUCUGCAGGCUUCUUAAAGACACAGUAUCUCAAUUUUGAAUAGCCCUGUUCGCAACCAUGUGCAUGGAGCCAUAGACACAAGUUUUUCACGCAGCUUCGUCUGCCGUUUGUUUUUGCAUCUUGCCCAGUGGGAGAUACUGCAGCUUUAAACAUUUCUCUUUAUGUAAAGUGGUAGAGUUCGGUUUAAACCACUGGAUGGAACAAGAAACACAUUCUAAAUGCCUCUGAGUUCGCAACAACUAUGUACCGCGGUUCUCAUUGUAUCAGAACAUGUAAUCUAUUCUACUUGUUAGCUAAAUUAUAGCUACUUGUCUUAGUAUCUUAUGGCAUGGUGAAUAACAUUUGUAUUUCUGAUUCAGGUUUGAGUAGAGCAGUUGGUUAAGAAAAAGAGCAUCAACGUGAAAACAUCUUUGUACAUUUUAUUGUAUUAUAUGCAAAGAUUACCUGUUUAUGUAUGUUGAGAUAUAACAUGAAAGGCUCUAGAACAGCCAUCUUUAUAAAUCCUCACGUGCAUUUAAAGUUGCUGUUGUUCAUGUUCUUAUACGUAUACAAUUUAAUUUGUGACUUGUGUUCAUUCAUUCUGUGCAAUAUGCUUUGUAGAGUAUUGUUUGACUAAUCAUGCCAUAUCUCAACAUUUGAGUAAAAAAAAAAAAAACAAACAAAAAAAAAAAACUCAAUGCCAGCCAAUUGUGUUACGUCACUGCCUGUCAGGUCUUCUGUAAAUAGAUUUUUUUUUUCCCAAGAAGGAAAUAAAAUCAGCUGGAACUGAACCCAA
Anguilla anguilla (European eel) is the source of this 3494-nucleotide messenger RNA. RefSeq names its product SRY-box transcription factor 4a (gene sox4a). The transcript has a single exon. NCBI's taxonomy places the organism in Eukaryota, Metazoa, Chordata, Actinopteri, Anguilliformes, Anguillidae. Bases 528 to 1649 code for a protein of 373 amino acids. Gene Ontology annotation, molecular function: DNA-binding transcription activator activity, RNA polymerase II-specific; RNA polymerase II cis-regulatory region sequence-specific DNA binding. Gene Ontology annotation, biological process: anatomical structure morphogenesis; cell differentiation; positive regulation of transcription by RNA polymerase II. The record is from RefSeq and is a predicted model, not a curated record.